AUGGCGAUUUUUUUAAUAUUUUUGGCUAUUAAUCCAAAAUCAAAUUCAAUUAAUCUUUAUCUGCACGUCGCGGCUUUGGUGAACCUGUCCUUAGAGAAAUAAAACAAGGUGAAGAUCCUACGGUCGGGAAUCGUUUCGCCCCUGAUCGACGUUGUAAGGGGCGGAUCAGCUGCAUCGCAGGACCAUGCAGCCGGUGCAAUUUUCAGUUUGUCUCCACUGCUCCACGCGCUCAGGUCUGACUCGUCGGACUCGGCGAUGGCUCUAUACCACCUCUCUUUAGUACAGAGCAACCGGGUCAAGAUGGUCAAGCUCUGAUCCGUCCAGAUUCUUCUAGGCAUGGUGAAUUCGGGUCGGGCGAUUUCGAUUCUGUUUUUGGCGGCGGUUUAUGGGCUGAGUUACGGCGGAUUGAGGUUUAAGGGGCUGGCUAAGGAGGAGGCGGCGGCGGAGGAGGUGCUGAGAGAGGUGGCGGAAAUUCGGAGCGCGGCCGAUAAGGAGGGAGAGAAGAAAAUAAUGGAGGUGAUGAGUGAUAAAGAUGAGGAGAACGAGGAAGUUGACUGGGUGGAGUUGCUUAACUCGGAUGCUGAACUAGGUCGGACACUGAGUUGAACUGGUGGGAUAACUGAGUCCAACUCGUUUGCAGAUCAACUGUUUGAGAAAAUGUCUCUUAGAAGAAAUGAACAAGACAAGGGUUUUACAAUAGCAAUUGCACCUUCCUUAUCGCCCUGGAAGCUGGCUCGGUGACGGGACCCACACAU
This is a messenger RNA of Erythranthe guttata (spotted monkey flower), 755 nucleotides long. Lineage: Eukaryota; Viridiplantae; Streptophyta; Magnoliopsida; Lamiales; Phrymaceae. The record is from RefSeq and is a predicted model, not a curated record.